Symbiodinium pilosum is the source of this 2031-nucleotide messenger RNA. The record is from the annotation of a GenBank genome assembly. NCBI's taxonomy places the organism in Eukaryota, Dinophyceae, Suessiales, Symbiodiniaceae.
AUGCUGGCCACAACCCGCGGGCUGGGGCGUGCCGCCUUCCUGGCCAAGCAGCGCGGGCUUGGGUGCGCGGGUCGUUGGUCUUCCUCCGAGCUGGAGUUUACAAUCGCACCGUAUCAUGAUGUGCCAGCACUGGGCUAUGAGAGAUCCGACAAAUUCUGCAUGAUGACUCUGAGAUACCCAGAAUUCCAAUCGUUGCCGCUGGAAGAGCGACGAGCUGUCUAUGAUCGCAAGCGGAAGCGUCGGGCCGAGUUCAUUGAAGAGUUGUUCGACCGCUUCGAUGCUGACAGCUCUGGCAGCUUAGAUAAGGUGCAGCUGCAAAAUGCGCUGCGGGAAAUCGGCCUUGCUUGGGACGAUGGCAGCAUCCAGGACAUCCUCCACAGGAAGGACACAGACUCUUCUGGAACCAUCUCCCGAGAAGAAUUUCCAGAGGUGGUGAAGGAGGCCUGGGGGAAGAUCCCGGACUUGGCCUUCUCGGACCGGCUCUCGGAGAUUCACCAAGGUCACCAGGGCGUGGAGCCACUCUGUGGCAACCGGGCUGUGAUGUUCAUUGGCCGCACAUCCCCCGCUGGCUGGGCGCUGCGGAGUGUGCGAAAUAUGUGGCCGCAUGCGCUGCGCCGCUGUCAAAUUUUUCAGAACGUCUGUGACAACCCGGACAUGAACGCGGAGCACAUGAAAGCCUGGAUGUCGGACUACAACUCCGCGCCAGAGAUGCAUGUGGAGGGCGUCGCGCGUGUGGCUGCCGAGAGCGGCACAACUUCCAAGGGUGGUCUGGUGGUUCGAUUGGACCCCGUGGAUGUGACGGAAGGCCCCGAGUUCGGAACGGGUUCUGCUUCAAGCGCAGAUUCUGGGCAGUUUGUUCUGGCCUUGCAGUGCGGUGCUGAUCGCCUGCUAGCAGAAUUCAGGCUGAUGGAGGAUGGACGCUUCCAGGAGCUGAACCUCCCCCCUCUGCAGAUGAAGGUAGGGUCCGAGGAGGAGAUGGAGACAUGGAUCGCCCUGUUAGCUGAGAAGAACAACAUCAAACUGAAGGACGGCAAGCACGCCAUCACGCUGGUCGUGGCCUGGUACACAUUUAGAGGCAAGCUGAUGGUCGAGCGUUACAGUUGCGAGAUGAUUGCUCACAGCUGGCAGCCUGAAUUUCCUGAGUUUGAGAGCGACACCAUGGGACGGACCUACACGCAGAACAAGGUGUCCUGGCUUGAUGAUGCUGAGGAAAACCUCGCGGAGAUCUGCCGGGCACUGAGCGUCCUUGCAGAAUUCGCAGCGACGAUCACCCCGGAGUUGGGUUUCAAUGGGGGCAGCAGGACCCGGAUCAUGGCCCACGGGGUGAGUACGGAGGACGACAAGAAGCAGCUGGCCCUACCUGCCCAAGGCAUUCAAGUAGAGGCUACCGUGCUCCAGGACCGUCUUCUCUUCAGGGACCAGCGGAAGGUUUGCAUAGUGCACUUCGUCGGAGACGGCGAUGGCACGCUGACCUUGCACCGUCCAGGCUCUGAGGACCUACAGGUGGAUUGCAAGGACGGCCACACACUGAUUUUCCGUCAUGACGUGCUGGACUACAGUUUCAACCCGACAAAGGGCCAGUUUGCUAUGCAGGUGUGGCUGCUCCGGGACCCACUUCCAGGUGAGUUGAUGGUGUCACGUGACCGCAGCUUCAAUGCAGCGGAGGAACAGAAGAGGAUACCUGCUGGCCCUCUGUACGGCACUGGGAACGAGACGGUGGACGUCAUUGGCAUGGCGGUCAGAGAUCCUGGGUCAACCAAUGGAAUCGAGGACUACUGGGCUGUUCUUUCUGGCGGCACAGACACCAUCAUUCGAGUUCCACUCCAGCGAUGGGACCUGGAGUUGUACUAUUCCCCGGAACCUGAUGCUCAAGCUGAGGGAAAGGGGUACAUCCAGCACUUCGGAAUGCUCUCAGAUGAGCAGAUGUCCAUGUUUGACAAUGAGUUCUUUAACCUGUCCCCGCAUGAGGUCAGGUUCCUGGACCCGGUCCAAAGGAAUUGCUUGGAAGUAGGCCAAGCUCGCACAUCGUAG